Messenger RNA from Suillus subalutaceus, 1617 nucleotides. RefSeq names its product major facilitator superfamily domain-containing protein. The transcript has 11 exons. NCBI's taxonomy places the organism in Eukaryota, Fungi, Basidiomycota, Agaricomycetes, Boletales, Suillaceae. The coding region runs from base 1 to 1617 and encodes 538 amino acids. The record is from RefSeq and is a predicted model, not a curated record. Gene Ontology annotation, cellular component: membrane. Gene Ontology annotation, molecular function: transmembrane transporter activity. Gene Ontology annotation, biological process: transmembrane transport.
AUGUCCUCUCCCAGCGAGAAUAGGUUGCUGUUACCUUCAGAGUUCGGCGACUCUACGCCCUUUGCCUACGGUGCUUCCUUGAAUCCCAAUGACAACCCAGAGUCCAUCUCUAGGAAUGUGUUGGAGAGAAAUAUUCUGCGAAAGCUAGACUUUAGAACAAUGUAUCUUGUUCUUAUCUACAUCUUGAAUCAGAUGGAUCGAAAUAAUGCUGCCGCUGCAAGGCUUUGUGGUUUCGAGGAAGACCUCGGCAUGAAAGGUACACAGUUCAAUACAUUGAUCAGCAGUCUAUACGUCGGCUAUUUGUUCACGCAAAUACCUUCCAGAAAUAUGAUUCUCACUCGCAUAGCGAAACCAUCGCUGUAUCUAUCGAGCUGUAUAUCGCUAUGGGGUCUCCUGACCACUCUCAUUGGUGUGUUUUGUUGUAUUACUAUGUGUGUUGUGGCGAAUUUAAAAUGGACGGCAACUCAUGUUGAAGGAAUAUCCACGAACUACUACCAGGCACUUUCCUUACGUUUUCUGGUAGGAUUCUUAGAGGCCACCUUCUAUCCUGGUGUUAUAUAUUUACUUUCAAGAUGGUAUAAACGAGAAGAGCUUGGGUACAGGACCGCAUUCUUCACCGCAGGAAUUGGAGCUAGCAAUGUUUUUGGUUCUUUGUUUGCCUCUGGAAUUCUGGCGACCAUGGAAGGGUUUCUCGGCUAUGCUGCCUGGAGGUGGCUGUUUUUAAUAGAGGGCUAUUUAACAGUUUUGGUCGGCGUCUGUGGGAUGUUCAUACUUCCUGACUUUCCUUCGGGCUCUGCGCGUUGGCUCACUCCUGCAGAGCAUACUCUUGCUCGAAAGCGAAUGGAGGAGGAUUCAGAAUGUCAUGGUGCCGCUGAGCCUACGUCAUUCGGCGGCUUUUCCGAUGUCCUUUCACUGAUGACAGAUUGGAGAGCGUGGUUGGUUGGUACGGCAUCGUGUUGCUGUACUACAUCUCUGUCCUUCAGUAUGUUCUUCCCGACAUUGGUGGCCACAAUGGGGUACUCGUCUACCAUUAGUCUUUUGCUAUGUGCACCACCAUGGAUUGUGAGUACAAUCACCACAAUUGUUGUUGCACGUCAUUCCGAUGCGACGCGUGAACGCUUCGGGCACAUGGUCUUUGCGUUGUCGAUGUUAAUUACGGGAUAUAUUCUGGCUAUGUCUACGAUGGAUAUCACUGUUCGCUACCUCUCAUUGUUUCUCAUGGCUCAGUCGCAGGUCUCAAAUGCUGUCUUAUUAACGUGGACCAGCAACACAUUCGCUCGUUCCAGCUCCAAGCGAGCAGUUGCAAUCGCGUUCAUCAACACCGCUGGAAUGUUGGGAAGUGUCCUAUCGCCGUACAUCUGGGUAUCGAGCUGGGGUCCGACAUAUAACAACUCGUUCCACAUCUGCGUCGCGCUGGCUAGCAUAGCUAUAAUACUUUGUUGGAUCUUUAGAUGGCAUCUUGAGCGAUUGAAUGGAGUUGCCGAAGCGGAAGAGCGUGAACUGCGCCUUCCUAAAGGUUAUAGACAGUCUGCGCCCGCACGUUUCUCGCCAUUCGCCCUCGUUAUGGUCGAUGGCACUGCAGCACCAGAUCCGCUUGGGCUCAAUGAAGUAGCCUGA